Messenger RNA from Formica exsecta, 3901 nucleotides. It is a transcript of the gene hrm, whose product is annotated as monocarboxylate transporter 9. Gene Ontology annotation, biological process: transmembrane transport; monocarboxylic acid transport. The transcript is spliced from 5 exons. NCBI's taxonomy places the organism in Eukaryota, Metazoa, Arthropoda, Insecta, Hymenoptera, Formicidae. The record is from RefSeq and is a predicted model, not a curated record. The coding region runs from base 141 to 2036 and encodes 631 amino acids. Gene Ontology annotation, molecular function: monocarboxylic acid transmembrane transporter activity.
UAUAUUUCACAUAUACAUCAUCCGAUGGUGGUGUGAUUGGCCCCCGCGUUUUUAUCUCUCCCAGCUGUGUGUAUGGACGGCCGCGUGUGUUGUUUUUCGUGUGUUUGGUAUACGCGCGCGCGAACCGCGAAUAAAGGUCGAUGACGAUGCAACGGGUUCAAGAUCAGGACAAUGGGAUCAACAUCAAAUUUGGCUCGGGUAAAUCCCGAAAGGGCGACUAUAGGCUGGUAUCUCAGGAAACCGACAACAACAAGGACCGUCUAAAUGGGACCAAUAAGACAGAAAAAAAUGAAAAGGUAGAAGAGGAGUUAAUCCCACCGGACGGAGGCUGGGGAUGGCUAGUGCUUCUGGCCGCCGUCAUGGUGAAUCUUCUCAUCCCUGGCACCAUCAAGUCCUUCGGAGUAUUGUUCGUCGAAUUUCUCGAUGUAUUUGACGCAUCACCAGCAGCAGCUGCGUGGAUACCGUCGCUCUGUUAUUUCUUAUACAGUUCGCUGGGCCCAUUCUCUAGUGUACUUUCGGUCAAGUAUUCCUAUCGUACGGUAACUUUAAUAGGGGGGACAUUUGCUGCGGUGGGGAUGAUGCUGAGCUAUUUCGCGAACUCUGUGGCCUUUCUAUGCGUAAGUUAUGGUGUACUGGUAGGUACGGGAGCGGGAUUAGCGUUUCCUCCGACUGUAUAUAUCGUGACGUCUUAUUUUGUACGGCUACGAGGACUUGCCAACGGACUCUGCAUCUCCGGCAGUGCGUUAGGCUCGAUAUUUCUUCCACCCGUUUUGGGCUUUCUUCUACGAGAGUAUGGUUAUAGAGGCGCAGUAUUAAUAAUGGGUGCUGUUACAUUAAAUGUCUGGGCGAGUGCGCUUCUGUACCACCCAGUGGAAUGGCACAUGAUACCAGCUCGAUCUCCGGAUGACAAUGACGUGCAUGACGACGAGGAAACCGUCACUAGCAGCCCGGAGCAAGCAACCGAGAAGAGUAACAGCCAGCUGUUAUCGUCGAAUUCGACGAGCGAGAAAGCCGCGCCGAUCGUACCGAAAAGCGCAUCAAGCGUUGCCCUGGAGUAUUACAAAAACACACCGGUGCAGAACCGCACGCGAAAGAUCAGCGCACCUAUCGGACGCGAGAUCAGUGGCCAGAUGCACAGCACGCCGACGUUACACGCCGUGCCGGAGGGUCGUGGUAGCGUGACCGAUUCCAAUAAAUACUCCAGGACAUUUGCAAGAUCACCGUUGAAUUCGCCUAGCGAUUCGUCCUUCAAUUACGUCAGCACACCGUAUCACGGUAGCACCCUAUCGGUCCUGCAUCCAGAACGUGCAUCUACAUUGACGCUGAACGCUAUUUCCAAUACAUUCGCUAGAAAAUCGAUGACGACCAGCGGGCAGGAGACGCGGCGUAAGGAUGAAAAAAGCCAACAGAACAAAUUCUUCGAUGUUAGCCUGCUUAAGGAUCCCAUCUACCUCGUCAUUCUUAUUUCCAAUUCCACCAAUGCCAUCAGCUACACCAAUUUCGUCAUUCUGUUACCAGCCUACGCCAUCUCUCUGGGUUUCGACAAUUGGGAUGCAUCAUUGCUACUGUCGAUCGUCUCUAUGCUCGACCUGGUGGGCCGUAUCGGCGGCUCCGCCCUUUCCGACAUCAAGAUCAUGCCUAAGCAUUGGUAUUUCAUUGGCGGUCUGUUCGCUUCCGGCAUUUCUUUGGCCAUCCUACCCACCUCCAACACGUAUGUCAUGCUGUCCGUCUACUGCUCUUUCUUCGGUCUCGCGUCUGGUAUCUAUGUUGGCAUCACCGCCGUUAUUAUGGCCGACAUGCUGGGAACGGAGAAGCUUACUUCGUCCUAUGGUAUCUCGUUGUUCGUCAACGGCGUCAUUCAGCUGGUGGGGCCACCCAUUUGUGGGAUAGUGUACGAGCAGAUCGGCAGCUACGGACCGAUCUUCAGUAUACUUGGCAUCAUUCUAGUAUUCGGCGCGUCUCUUUGGGGUAUUGUGCCAUUCAUCCGACGAAGACAGGCAGCGUUGGAGAAAUCCGCCAAAAUAGAUAAAGUAUAGUAGACCAAAUAAAUGAAAAGUAUAUAAAAUAUGACAAUUUUUGUCCAUCAUUAGUACUGGACACUCUUUUCAUAGUUUUACGUUUUAAAAUCUGAGUUUUAGGAUAGUACAUAUUAUAUAUGAUAGAAUGCAUAUAUGAUAGAAAACUAUUCUCAUUUUCAAGUUUUAAAAUGUAAUGUUAUGAAGAAAUUAUAUAUAUAAUCGAGUCGCGACAUAUGACUCGAUACUUCGUAAAGGCACACAUGAGCUUAAUUGCGCAAUUGCUUAAAGAUGGCCAUGUAUACACGUAUGCAUGUAUAUAAGAGAGAGAGAGAGAAAGAGCGAAAACGUGGCCGAACAUUAAACUGUGAUGUUAGCGUGAAUGUAAUGUAUCGAAGCUACACUGGCGAAGAGUUUUCGGAUCGAGCAAAGCUUUGGAAUUUGAGCAUUUUGCUUAGUCCGAUAAUUUUUCGCAUAAAUUGUCUACGAUGUAUGAUUGUAUGACUGUCGAAUAAUUAGUAAUUAUAGUAAUUAUAAUUGAUUGCCAAAUAGAACGGUAAAUGUGAGAAAAUCUUAUUGUACCAAAUAUCAGUUUACUAUCAGUUUACUAUCUUGAAUAAUAACCGAAAAUUGUGCGUAAUUAAUUAAUACAAAUCGUUAAUUUAAAACCUAUAUUUCAUUCUCUAUAGUAUUACAUUUUUCAUUAGUGAAUUGACUGAUAAAAAUGAUAUGAUAUAAUGAUGUUUACCAUCUUUAUCAGUAAUUUUGAUUAUUACGUGCACUGAAUGAGAGAUAAUUCCAUCAUAUCAACAUUUUUUUUCUUGUAAUAUAAAACGGAAUGCUGAAUAUGUGUUGUUAUAUUUUUGAAGACAUAGCUAUAAUACAAGAAUGUCAUUUAGUAAAAAUCUAGUUUAUUAUAAUAUCAAAACACGAGAUUGAGAUAAGUACAUAGAAAUAUAAUAAAAUGCAUUUACAUUUAGUUUAUAUUUAUAAUAAAAUAUAUUUACAAUGAAAAUGUAAAAUGUAAAAAGUACUUAAAAGCGAGAAGUGCUUAAGAUGAUAAAACUAUAAGAAGUUAGCAAAUAAUAAAAGUUUCUUUUCUAUUUUUAAGAAUAAAAUUAGUACAAGAUAUAUACCGCUCUUUGAAAACUAAAUGAGAAAUAUAUAGAUACACAUGCAACGGUCCGUUUUAAAUUACAAGAAACCGAAAAGUUUCAACUAGUGAAAUCAAUUUCACUCUGUCAGCGAUAUCAGAUUUGAUCACAUUUACCGCCAAGUAUACGCUCUUAUAUCGGUGAUGAGGUAACGUAUAAUGCGGCCUCACGCACCGCGUAGUCCAUUUUUGACUAUAAAGCGUAUUAUUUAGGGAAACAAUUUUCGAGAAAAAAACUUUUUUGAGAAAUCGCUUCUUUUCUCGGAAGUAGAAAGAAAGAAUAUAUUUCUGCCUUAUAACCGAAGAAAGAAAAAAUUACCCUCUCUCUGAAAGUAAAAGUUUUGCAUCGGCACGAAAAAUAAUUCAAUUUUACUUGAAUAUUUAGUGAAAAAACAAUGGUCACGAUUGGUACUAACUGUGCAUCGGAAUAAAAAUACGAUGACAAUAUAGCAUGUACCAAUUUCGUUUCUAUAAACGAAUCUAGUAAUAAAGUAAAUUGGCACACAAUUGUAGAUACAAUAUCUAUUUCUAAAGACUUAAUCGCACACACGUAUGUAAAUGCGAUCUUACUGCUAGAAUGACUAGAAUGCUAGAAGAGUGGAUCUUAUUUAUGAGAACUAUAGUUAUUAAACAAAGACCAGAAUUCUGGUAUGGGUUACCAUUCUCUCUCUAAAUUAAGAAUGAAUUAAUGAAAAGGAUCUACAACAAUAAUAAGACGUGAUUGUAUAAGCAA